Molecule: messenger RNA, 2190 nt
Organism: Prunus armeniaca (apricot)
Lineage: Eukaryota; Viridiplantae; Streptophyta; Magnoliopsida; Rosales; Rosaceae
Source: the annotation of a GenBank genome assembly
AUGGAGAGAGUGGAGGAAGUGGUGGAUAGAGGGAGGGAAGUGGAGGAGGACCUGUUCGAUAAUGCCAUGACCGGCGACUGGGAAAAAGUUGUGGGGCUCUAUAGAUCAUCAGAGAAUGUUCAUGAUUUGCGUAUCACCAAAAUGGGGGACACUGCUCUACAUAUCGCUGCUUUCGAUGGCGAAACAAAAAUUGUGCUGGAUUUGCUGGAGAUCAUUAAAGAAAAUGCAUCCAAGAUAUUGCAAAUAAAAAACAAGAAAGGCAACACACCUCUCCAUUUAGCUGCUAAAGUGGGGGAUGUGGAAACGUGUCAUGCAAUGGCCACCAAAGACCGCAAACUCGUGUCGCUUCGCAAUGAUCAGGACGAGACCCCUCUCUUCUUGGCAGCUCUUAAUGGGCAUGAGAAGGUUUUUCUUUGCCUUCAUAGUCACUGUGUAGAAGGAUGCUAUUCAUUUAGAGCAAGGAAUGGUGAUACCAUUCUCCAUGCAGCUAUGUCCGGUGAAUACUUCAAUUUGGCAUUCCAGAUCAUUCUGUGGCACCCAGAACUUGUUAAUAAUAUUAAUCAGAGUGGCUUAUCUCCCCUGCAUAUUCUCGCCAAUACUCCUUCAGCAUUCAAAAGCAGUAGCCGCCUUAGACAGUUGGAUCGUCUCAUAUACCAAUGUUUGAUUGCUGAAGAGCUAAAUGGGCAAGAAGUUGACAAAAAGAUUUGUCCCCGCGGCAAAAAAGGAAGGAAUAUCGACAAUAGGGGUUCUGAAUCUCAAGAAUUAACUAAAUCAUGGGGAAAUAGGAUGUGCUCUUCUCUAUGUCUAGCUAAGAGAGGAAAUAAAAAGGAAGAUGCAGAGAAUCCCCAACAAAAGAGCAGCUCAAUGCAAGGUAUGAACCAACGAGAAGAAAGUCAUCCCAAUUAUAUUUACUCCUCAUGUGUUAAGUUUUUCAACUUAAUCACGGCUGUCUUGGACGUGAUCAAUGGUUCUCCGCGAAGCGCAGUUUGGAGCAUAGAUAAAAUCCAAGACGAGAAAAGGCGACAUAUAUGGGCUACUCAGGUCAUGAAUAAAUUGGUUGAGCAUAGUAAUUUAUACAAGAAAGUCGUACAAAUUUCUGGAGGAGAUCCAGAAGAUAAAGAUAAAUUUGGAGAUGUUCCUGAUCGUUCCGAAUUGCAUCUGGAGGAGCCAAGUGGAAGUACAAGUCAUACAGAGAAGAAAGACAAUACGGAAGCUAAGAAUGACAAUUUGGAAGAUAAGAAGGACAAUAAAAAAUCGGAAGAUAAGAAGACACCAAUAUUAAUUGCAGCAAAGAUGGGAGUUAGUGAAAUGGUGGAAACAAUCCUAGAUAAAUUUCCAGUGGCUAUUUACGAUGUGGACUCAGAAAACAAGAAUGUUGCACUGUUGGCAGUCGAGAACAGGCAACCCCAUGUUUACAGUUUACUAGUGGACAGGAAGAAACAAAUCACAAGAUUGUUACGUGGGGUGGACAACAAUGGUAACAAUGCAUUGCAUCUUGCUGCUAAAUGUGGAAGACAUCGGCCAUGGCUUACUCCUGGUGCCGCACUACAAAUGCAGUGGGAACUCAAGUGGUACACGUUUGUCAAAAAUUCCAUGCCACCUCGUUCAUCUGUUCGCUACAACAAAAAAGGUCAGAUGCCACAGGAGGUCUUCACAACUUCACACAAACGUCUUCGAAAAGAAGGCAGUGAUUGGCUCGUCAAAACCUCCGAAUCAUGCUCUGUGGUUGCUGCGCUCAUUGCAACAGUUGCCUUCGCAACAUCAGCAUCUGUACCGGGCGGAAUCGAUGAUAAAACUGGUUCACCGGUUUUGAAAGACAAGCCGGCAUUCAAUGCCUUCACCAUCUCAUCACUGCUUGCUCUCUGCUUGUCAGUAACUGCCCUGGUCUUCUUUCUAACCAUUAUUACGUCUCGAUACGAAGCGCAAGAUUUUUCCAUCAGCUUGCCCCGGAAACUUUUGCUGGGUUUAACAUCACUCUUCGCAUCCAUAGCUGCCGUGUUAGUCUCAUUCUGUACUGGCCAUGUUUUUCUCCUUGAUCGACACCUCAGAUAUGUGGCAUAUCCAUUAUAUGCAGCGACUUGCUUGCCGGUUACCAUUUUUGCUCUUGCCCAGUUGUCCCUCUACUAUGAUCUCAUAAGGGUCAUCUUCAGAAAGGUUCCACAGCGCAGCUACAGGGAAUAUAGACACUAA